AUGCUCCGCUCCGCGCCGAAUCCAAACCCCUGUACACCCUCAGGGCCGAAAGGCUGGUCGUCGUGCGCUUACGCCUGUCUCUUUGGCAUGUCGCCAUCACGUAGCGAGUUCGGCCCUGGAACAAAUACGAUAGUCUUCAAGCGCAACCACUCCUACCUCAUGCUUGGCGGGGCACGUGGGCGGAUGUCUUGGUGUCUUUGGCACCGGCUGGAGCGGCGACUCUACUUGGAUGUGGAUGAUGUGCGCUUCUCAAAGUCAGACGAGCUUGCCAUCGCGCACAGAUACUGGGACGACUACGUUGCAGAAACCGUCACAUUUGGGGAGCUAUACCAGUCUCGUAUCACAUCGACUCUGACCGCGUGCAUGGAGCACGUUUUCCCACAAUGGUACGAUGGACGCAUCAUCAUCAUUGGGGACGCCGCGCACAAGCUGGAUCCGACGUCCGGACAAGGAGCCAACGCGGCGCUCGAAACGGCGGCUGCGCUGGCCGACGGCCUUCGCCAGGGAAAGUUUGCCAGCGGACCGAAUCUCAGUCAUGACCUCGCGAGCAUCUUCGCCGACGUGCAGGCCAAGCGCAUGGGUAAGGUAAAGUGGCUUCUUGAGGACUCCACAAGACAGCAGCAGCUCAAGUCGAUGGUCACGCGGCCGCUGGAAGAAGUUGCGUUGCGCAAGAUCCCGAAGCUGCCGAUAGAGAGGGCCUUUGAAGGCUACAUCAACGCACUGGAUCCUGACGUGACUCACGAGCGUGAGGCUGGCAGCAAGCUGUGA
This is a messenger RNA of Lasiodiplodia theobromae, 768 nucleotides long. RefSeq names its product FAD binding domain containing protein. The transcript has 3 exons. The record is from RefSeq and is a predicted model, not a curated record. Gene Ontology annotation, molecular function: FAD binding. NCBI's taxonomy places the organism in Eukaryota, Fungi, Ascomycota, Dothideomycetes, Botryosphaeriales, Botryosphaeriaceae. Bases 1 to 768 code for a protein of 255 amino acids.